GGCUUGUCUGCGCUUGCGCAUUACGCAUAUGUAGGUUGUGUUGCACAGGUCGCUUGACAAUUUGUAACUUUGUGCAAUUAACUGUUACAUAGUGAAAAUUCAACCAAAAUGUGGUGGGAAAUUCUUCCAGCGGCAUUUAUAACAAGUUUAGUAACAUUUGUCCCACAAUAUGCAACGUGGUACCUAAAUAUAUUGGUUUUUGGAAAUCCAAUGCGUAGAGACAUGAGCAAAGAAUGGGAUCGCAAUAUGUUUACAAGGGACUCUCGCAUAGAUGGAGCGCCAUGGAAGAACAGGGGAUUAGCAAAUAUUCCUGAUGAUGAUGAGUAAGAUUACAAAUACCUCAAUAAUUGCAGUAAUGAUAUACUAGAUACAAUAAAUGGUAACUAGUAUUGGUUUUAAUUAUAUAAUUUAAAUAAAAUAAAUAAUAUACAACUAGUGUAUAAAUAAUAUAUACAUAAAUACAUUAAA
This is a messenger RNA of Ooceraea biroi (clonal raider ant), 468 nucleotides long. RefSeq lists its product as uncharacterized. Lineage: Eukaryota; Metazoa; Arthropoda; Insecta; Hymenoptera; Formicidae. The record is from RefSeq and is a predicted model, not a curated record.